Molecule: messenger RNA, 1353 nt
Organism: Polistes canadensis
Lineage: Eukaryota; Metazoa; Arthropoda; Insecta; Hymenoptera; Vespidae
Gene: rswl
Product: mitochondrial ribonuclease P protein 1 homolog
Exons: 3
Coding region: 125-1300 (391 amino acids)
Biological process (GO): mitochondrial tRNA 5'-end processing; positive regulation of mitochondrial translation
Cellular component (GO): nucleoplasm; mitochondrion; nucleus
Molecular function (GO): tRNA binding
Source: RefSeq, a predicted model, not a curated record
UUUUAUAUAUUUAUUCUAUGACUUACGCAGUUUAAUAUAAACAUCGAUAUCGUAAAUAGCGUGGAUUUUAUUUCAAUGUUAAGAAAUAAACAAUUAAAAAUAAGUUAAAAUAAUUAGAUGCAAAAUGUUCAAUUACGGUCUGAGGCAUAGUAUAUUUUUAUUUAAAAAAUUACAACCUACUUUGUCGUCUUCAUUUAAUACGAUAAAUAAAACAUGUUCUAACCUUAAUGGAAUUGAAAUAAGUGGUUUUAUAAAACGUGACUUGUGCCAAUCUGUAAAACUAAAGACGAAAGAAAAAAUAGAUGAGAGUGAUCAAAGAAAAUUAGACGAACUUUUAGAAAAUCCUGAACUAAAUAAAACGUAUAAAUUGUUACAAUAUGAAAUAGAAUAUCUGCGAGAAAUGAACGAAAAUGUUCCCCAAGUCUUUCGACCAAAAGAUUGGAUAUAUUUAUUAAAUACAACUUCGAAAAAUCACCAAAGGAAACAUAUCGAGUUUCUCUUUAAAAAUGAAAUGAAAAGAAAUAACUUUAAAGAUAAAAAGAAACAGCAAACAGAAAACUUAAUAUUAAAAUUGGAACAAUACAGAAAAGAAUGUCCUAGCGGUUUAUUAUAUGGUCUUGGACACAAUUCUCUAUUUUUGCGUCUAUAUGACAAAUCCUUAGAUUAUUAUUUAAAUUAUUCUACAAUGAUGUAUUCGAUGUUUGAACCAAAAAUAGUAUUCGAUUGUGGAUACAAUAAUGUCAUGAGAAAUUUUGAAAUAAAGAAUUGUGCUAGACAAUUAUUAUUAUCUUUUGUCUUCAAUCGUUUUCAUAAUACUCCAGCUGAACUUGUUUUCUGUAAUGCAGCACCGGACAAUGAAAUUAUUGUAUCACUUAAUCAUUUGAUACCAAGUCUUUAUGAAGAUACUUUUCCAUUAAAUGUUACUUCUCAGUCUUAUCUUGAUAUAUUCGAUAAAGAACAAUUAGUUUACCUAACACCUCAUUGUAAAACAGAUAUGACAUAUUAUGAUCCUGACAAAGUUUAUAUUAUUGGUGCAAUGGUCGAUAAGUCAGUUCCUCAACCUUAUUCUUUAGCUAAAGCUAAAAAAGAAAAGAUACGCAUGGAGAAACUGCCAUUAGAUAGAUACUUAAAUUGGGGUUCUGGAAGUAACAAAAGUCUUACCAUCAAUCAGGUUUUAGCUAUAUUAUUAGAUAUAAAAUAUACUAAAGAUUGGAUGACUACUUUCUUUAAUCAUAUUCCAAUCAGAAAAUUACAGCCAGAUCAGAGAAUGUAUAAAACCAAAUUGGACAAAAAAUUAUAAAUAAUUAUUUUGUUAUUGUAUUGCUGUAUUAAGGAAAUAAAUUCAUAGAUUAU